AUGUGGUACCCCAACUGGAAGCCUUCCAAGAUGCAAGAAACAGUCACGGAGAGCACUACCGCAGUCUGUUCUUCAUCGACCGAAUCUUGUCGUUCAGGGGCUGUAUACCUCCAAACGUUUCGAGCGUGGGUGUCGUUCAACGACGAUUGUGUGUACGUUAGAGGACUAUUUGACAGCGGAAGUCAAAUAACUUUUAUUCGUGAGGACGUCGCGAAGAAGCUCAAGUUACCGUCAACAGGAGAGAUUGAAGUCACCAUUAACACUUUUGCCAGCACAUCUUCCAGCCCAGUGAGACGCAGACUUGUGCAGGUCAAGCUUCGCAGUCAGUACCAGGCGGAAGACAUUGUGAUCGACGCAAUAGUGGUUCCGGUGAUAUGCAAGGACAUUCUCGAGAAUCCUAUAAGUGACGAACACCUUACACGCCUUGAGGAUAACGACAUGGAUAUGGCAGAUGCCGUUCUUUUCCCAGGGGUUCCGAAAGUGCUGGGCAUCAGUGUCCUGAUUGGAGGAGACCAGAUAUGGCAAUUUCUCACAGGCGAAAUCAAAAGAUCCAGAACGAAUGAAGGCCUUGUUGCAAUGAACUCCAAACUCGGGUGGACCUUCUUGGGCCCUAGCACUGUACGCGGUCUCGUGGCGCGACAAACCAAGGGGAUGAUCUGUGUGCUUCGUGCCAGCCCGAAACCAGAGCUAGGUCUUCUUUCCGACGACUCGAAAAGGUUUUGGGAGUUGGAGAAGAUUGGCAUUACAGAUGACGUUCAAACUCCACAGUAUAAGGCAAAGACAAUACUUAAGAAACUGGUCGUCAGUCUGUCUAGAAAUAAGGGCUUACUUCAGGACUACGACCAGGCCAUUCGUUGCUACAUACGCGACGGACACGCCGAAGAGGUGCCACGCAAAGAAGACGUUGGUUAUCCGGUCGUUAAAUCUGAACCCAUCUACUACAUGCCACACCCUGAAGUGAUCAAGGAGCAGUCUACCUCAACUAGACUCCGUAUAGUUUUUGGACGCUUCAUCUCAUGCUCGUGGAGCCAGACCGCAGAGAUCAUGGCCCAAUCCUUUUACGUGGACGAUCUCGUCUUUGGAGCGGAUUCCACGAUCGAGACUCAGCGUUUAUACUAUGAAGCAGGGAACACCCUCAAUCAGGCAAAGAUGGAACUACGGAAAUGGUCAUCAAACCCUUCGGAGCUGCAAGAAAGAUUCAGACGUGAUGGAGUCGACACUCCUGGUGCUCCUGCAGUUUCUAAAGUAAAGGUUCUCGGGAUUACUUGGGACACCAACGAUGAUUCGCUCUCGGUUGUCAUAGAAGCUCUGAUCACUGCGGAGGAGUUGGACAAAGCUCAAGUUGACGGGCUUAAAGUGGCUCAAGAAUCUGCGUUGGGUCAGGAGAUCUCCCUGCUCGAGCGUAAUGAAAGUAUUUCGAGCUCAUCUCGUCUACGACAACUGCAUCCAUUCUUAGAUGAUGACUUACUGUUACGCCUGCAAGGUCGUCUACAGGAAGCUGAUCUAGACGAAGACAAGAAACAUCCCAUUAUCUUACCACAUGACCACCGGAUAGUAGAGUUAGUAGCAAUGGGAAUUCAUCAGCGUCUUCUGCAUAGCGGCGUCAAUGCAGAGAAGUCCCACCGGGACCCCAGUUCCACCGGAGACACACAGAGAGAAGAGAGAAAGUUGAGUCUCCUGCCUCCACCUACUUCACGAUGGUCCUCCCCGGCACUCCUCUGGCGAUAA
Messenger RNA from Ornithodoros turicata, 1728 nucleotides. RefSeq lists its product as uncharacterized. The transcript has 4 exons. Lineage: Eukaryota; Metazoa; Arthropoda; Arachnida; Ixodida; Argasidae. The record is from RefSeq and is a predicted model, not a curated record. Bases 1 to 1728 code for a protein of 575 amino acids.